Molecule: messenger RNA, 2428 nt
Organism: Salvelinus sp. IW2-2015
Lineage: Eukaryota; Metazoa; Chordata; Actinopteri; Salmoniformes; Salmonidae
Source: RefSeq, a predicted model, not a curated record
AUCAUUUGUGCUGCUGGCAGAGUACUGGUCUGGCAUCUCCUGUUUCUUCAGUCUGGCUUUUGUUCAUGUUUCUCCCAUUUCAACAGACGGCCUGUCGAUCAAGACCUAUGUGUCCGCUCACGACACCCUUCCCUCUGCCCGUUACGCCAAGCAGCAGUGCUUCGACUGCAAUCUGUGUCGGUGGAAGCUACGCCUUUAAUCUGUUUAUUCACGAAGAUCACAUGAACCCUCGGCUAAAAAAACUGAUUUUGUAAAGUUUUUAGUCACACUGCAGAGGAUGUGUCGGCUUGCAUUCUGGUCAAUGUAUCUACAGUGCUGGGAUGUCGCUCUUCUGUCAGGCUUCCGCUGCUCUGGUUGGCUGGCCGCUGUGGCUGGAGGCAAAUGUCCAACACUCGUCUCAGUUCUGGAUGGCCAACAUGUACUCCAAGGGCACCAAACGCAAGUUCUCUGACAGUGUGGACGCGGCGACGGACAACAAGGCGGUGUUGUACAGCCGGCAGCGCCAGUUCCUGCUGGACAUGUCUCUGAUCAAGCUGCAGCUGUGCCACAUGCUGGUGGAGCCCAACAUGUGCCGCUCGGUGCUCGUUGCCAACACGGUGCGCCAUAUCCAGGAGGAGAUGACCCAUGACGGUAGCUGGCAGUUGGUCACUGAGGCUUUCGGCGGCUCUGGCCCAUCUGACCACCUGGUGGCCACCGAGGUUUUGUGUCGGUCAUCGGCGCUGGAGCAGCAGGGCGGUGGGUCCAAGCUCUACUCAGUGAUGGGCUACGAUAGUUGCCGCGAGGAAGAAGUGGUAACGGACGAGGCUCUCUGUUCUGUGACAGUUAGCGACGGGGCCCCGGCCCUCUUGGGGACCAUCGACCACUGCUGGGACAGGGCAGAAGUGAGAAUGGCGGCGGUAGAGGACCGGGUCAUCAAAGACUCCGGUUCGGAGGUGGAGGAUGGGGCGAUGUCUGGGGAGGGGGCUAAAACAGUUAUGGGGCAGGUGUUUGGGACGUUCGAGAUCAAAAAUGGCACCCCUGGGUCAGACCCGGCACUAGAGGAGCUGUUCUCAGCCGUGGAUGCCUCCUAUUAUGACUUGGACACCAUGCCCACAGGCAUUCAGAGCACCCCCAAGAUGGGGCCUUACAACCUUCUGGACAGCAUGGCCUCCUCCCACGGCCCCGCGUCCAACUCCAGCUAUAGAACCGAUCUCAGUGAACUUGACCACAUUAUGGAGAUCAUUGUCGGCUCAUAGCUUACAGACUUAAAACUCGACUGUUUGGUUGAACUUGUGCCUCUGACUUUUUGUCUUGUAUGUGUGAACAUACAGUGUCUACAUACCUUCCUCUGUAUGGAAACUGAGUGAUAUCCGUCUCCAUGCAAUGCCAUUUUGUUUUGUUUUUAUCUUAGAGGUUAACAGUUUCUCAAGUUCACCAUACUUAUUUAUUAUGUUUACUUUGUAUUUCAAUAUGUCCUCUUUUUGGUUUAAAUUAUUGUACCUAUUACACUACAUGAAUUCAGAGCAGCACAACAUUUACAUUAAUAAUCUUUUUUUAAAGAAAAUAUGUAUAGUUAAACUAUAUAUUUUUUACUGUAGAGACAGUCUGGGAAUUGUUCCCGACUGUCUUUAUUUUUUACAUUUGUAAGCAAGAACGAUUGCACAAAAGCUCAAUGUGUGAUUGGGGAGUAAUUUACCUUGUUUUCACAGGUUUAUCUUUGGUUGUGUCUCUGAGCUACAAGAGCAAAUAGGCAUUGUUGAAAACAUGAAUUAUGUUCAGUAUGCUCACAAUGUGAUCUUGGUCUAUGGUUUGGUGCUAUAUGCACUAUAUACAGUAUUCCUUAUAAACACUUGGCAUUUGUUGAGCCAGACAGUUCCAUCUUGCACUGCGGCUAGCUGUCACCUAGCAUGUGGUGCCAUCUGUUUGCUAUUAAAGUUACACAUGUUCUUAUAUUGUCUCCUUACAAGUGAAUAAUUAUAAUGGGUAUAUGUCUAAUUUUCUGUUCUGACUUUAUUUAUUCAUUUCAGUCAUAUGGUGAUGUUAAACCUUGGCAAUACUAACGGUUGCAGAAGCUUUUCACCUUUCAAACAUCAAUUGGUAUUUCGUUUCUUGACUUUCUUUGCGUACUUUUAGUGAAGUAAUGACCUUGUUCAAACCAAACUGAGAAAGUGCAAAGAAUUGUGCUUUUCAGCUGACCUGUUCCAACAGCGUUUUUUUUAUUUUUACCACGUUCAAAGCCUGCACUCGGCCACGAGAUAAAAUUGUGAGUAAACAACUGAUUUCUGAUUAAACAGCCAUGAGGUGGGAGAUACCAUGUUUCUUUUUUUUUUUAUAAUGAAGUACUAUACACUUGACAUACAUGACAAUGAGCUUGAGAAGAUGAUGCUUUUUAUGAGUCACCUAGCAGUUUAUACCAUUUUUAAUAAAGGUUCCAAAAUCAUAAUAUGAA